This is a messenger RNA of Mauremys mutica (yellowpond turtle), 4224 nucleotides long. RefSeq names its product septin-4-like. NCBI's taxonomy places the organism in Eukaryota, Metazoa, Chordata, Testudines, Geoemydidae. Gene Ontology annotation, biological process: cytoskeleton-dependent cytokinesis; regulation of exocytosis. The record is from RefSeq and is a predicted model, not a curated record. The transcript has 14 exons. Bases 533 to 3373 code for a protein of 946 amino acids. Gene Ontology annotation, cellular component: cell division site; microtubule cytoskeleton; septin complex. Gene Ontology annotation, molecular function: molecular adaptor activity; GTP binding; GTPase activity.
CCCCCGAGGCGCCUCGCCCCAGCGGGGCAGUGAGAUUCCCCGAAGCACCUCACCCCAGCGGGGCAGCGAGAUCCCCCGAAGCACCUCACCCCAGCGGGGCAGCGAGAUCCCCCGAAGCACCUCACCCCAGCGGGGCAGCGAGAUCCCCCGAAGCACCUCACUGAAGCAGGGGAGCGAGAUCCCCCGAAGCGCCUCACCCCAGCGGGGCAGCGAGAUCCCCCGAAGCGCCUCGCCCCAGCGGGGCAGCGAGAUCCCCCGAAGCGCCUCGCCCCAGCGAGCAGGAGAACUCUCCCAAGGCAUCCUGCUCCGACGAGAGAGUGAGCCUCCCCUAAGUGCUUCAUCCCAGCGAGGAAAUGAGUUCUGCCAGGGCAUCCUGCUCCGAAGGGGGAGUGCCCCCCCCCGAACCGCUGCACCUCAGCGAGAGAGUGAGCUCUUGCGCAGUGUCUUCCCCCAGCAAGGGCAUGAUCUCCCACAAAGUGCCUCACUGCAGCGAGGGAGCGAGAGCCCCCGAAGCGCCUCCCCACAAACAGUAAUGGAACUGAGAAGUGGCAAAUGUUCGGUCCAGCCAGGGAAGUUGUCGGUGACAGCUAGCCACUUGCUGGUAACUGUGCAGCAGGGUCUCAGUGCCCAGAGGGUGGAACCACGCCAGAGAGCUAGCCACCUGCCAGAGACUGAACGGAACCAUGGAACAUCGACACCAGAUGGCAGACACGUUCACAGGCCUCCUGCCCUCCCAAAGAGCGAAUCCUUGCAGACAGGAUCAACCCCCAGGAGCUCACCACGGCCAGAGGCUGCUUCAGCCAGCAACGAGACUCCUCAGCCACAGACCAAACGUGCUCGCAGAACCAUCCUCAAUCCAAAAGACCAAUCGACCCAGACUGAACCCAUCUAUGCAGUCUCCUUUCCGCCAAGGACUGAUGGGACCCACAGGGGCUCUCCCCAUCCCGACGCCGAAGGGACCCGCAGGGGCUCUCCCCAUCCCGACGCCGAAGGGACCCGCAGGGGCUCUCCCCAUCCCGACGCCGAAGGGACCCGCAGGGGCUCUCCCCAUCCCGAUGCCGAAGGGACCCGCAGGGGCUCUCCCCAUCCCGACGCCGAAGGGACCCGCAGGGGCUCUCCCCAUCCCGACGCCGACGGGACCCGCAGGGGCUCUCCCCAUCCUGACGCUGAAGUGACCCGCAGGGGCUCUCCCCAUCCCGACGCCGAAGGGACCCGCAGGGGCUCUCUCCAUCCCGACGCCGAAGGGACCCGCAGGGGCUCUAUCCAUCCAGAGAGUGAGUCAAGCUACAGGUGCGCACUGCACCAUGAGAUGGAAUCGAUUCGCAGGGGCUCACUCCAUCCAGAGUCCAAAGUGACUCCCAGGACCUCAUUCCACCCACAGACCAGAUGCACUAGCAGCUAUUUAUCUGUCCCAAAGGAUGCAUCAACACAGACUGAACCCUUCCUUGGGGUUCCACUCCACUCAGAGACUGACUCAACCUGCAAGGGCUCACCCCAGGCUGCGAGUGCAGCCACCCACAGGGGCUCGCCCCUGCCACAGACUACAUUAAUCCCCAGGGAUUUACCUCCUAGGGCCUUAGCCAAGUUUGGACCUGAAUCAACGUGGUGGUCCUUACUCCAGCCAGAUACCGGACAGCCAGAUAGCCAGGCUCCCGCGUGGCCAGGGUCAUCAGUGACAGCGGCUGAGCCACUCUCUGCUGGAACUUUGCCUAUGGAGACAGACGUGCUCUCAGAUUGUGUAUGUGAAGGCACAGAUAUCUCACGCAAAGACUUGGCCAUGCCAGUGUUACCAGACAAGCAACUCAUUGCUGUCCCAUCGCAUAAGGAUGAGCCAGAGCAUGCUGGGCCCAGCUAUGAAGCAGUAGACAUGAUCAAGCCAGCCAGAGAAAGAACAAUUCCCAGGUUUAGUGCUUUCUUUGUGGAUCUCACCGAUGAAAUGUACACUGACAUCCUGUGGUGGCUGAGAGACGAAGAGAUAAGGCGCUUCCUGACAGAAGACUCGGAGGAGGCAGAGCUGGCCCAGUUCCUGAAGGAGUUCCCUUCAGGCGAGAGCUUUAGGAAAGUGGAGCUGGAGGAGGGCAAGAGGGCCCCUGGCCAGGGGCCCGUAGAUCCCGGCGUGUUCUCCAGCGUAGCCCAGCCCAUUGCCGAUGAGCUGCUAGACGAGAAGGAACUGAGGCCCUUCUCCCGGCCUUGGCCCCUGGACUUUCAGCAGCACAUCGCAGCUCCGGCACCACUGAGCCCCUCGCGGCCUAGGAGCCCAUGGGGCAAGCUUGAUCCAUACGACUCUUCUGAGGACGAUAAGGAGUAUGUGGGGUUUGCGACGCUCCCCAAUCAGGUCCAUCGGAAAUCGGUGAAGAAGGGGUUUGACUUCACGCUGAUGGUGGCAGGAGAGUCUGGCCUGGGGAAAUCCACCCUGGUGAACAGCCUCUUUCUCACUGACAUGUACAGGGAUCGCAAACUCCUCAGUGCAGAAGAGCGCAUUACUCAGACGGUGGAGAUCACCAAACACGUGGUGGACAUUGAGGAGAAGGGGGUCAAACUGCGCCUGACCAUCGUGGACACCCCCGGAUUCGGCGACGCCGUGAACAACACGGAAUGCUGGAAACCUGUGGCUGAUUACAUAGAUCAGCAAUUUGAGCAAUAUUUCCGGGAUGAGAGUGGCCUGAACCGGAAGAACAUCCAGGACAACCGCGUGCACUGCUGCCUCUACUUCAUCUCACCCUUUGGACAUGGCCUUCGUCCCCUGGAUGUGGAAUUCAUGAGAGCUCUCCAUCAGCGGGUGAACAUUGUGCCCAUCCUGGCAAAAGCUGACACCCUGACGCCCUCAGAGGUGGAGCGCAAGAAAAGCAAGAUUCGAGAAGAAAUCGAACGUUACGGGAUCCGGAUCUACCAGUUCCCUGAGUGUGACUCUGAUGAAGAUGAGGAUUUCAAGCUGCAGGACCAGGCAUUGAAGGAGAGCAUCCCUUUCGCUGUGAUCGGCAGCAACAUGGUUGUGGAGGCCAAAGGAAGGCGAGUCCGUGGGCGACUGUAUCCCUGGGGCAUCGUGGAAGUGGAGAACCCAGCACAUUGCGACUUCGUGAAGCUGCGCACCAUGCUGGUGAAGACCCACAUGCAGGACCUCAAGGAUGUGACACGAGAGACCCACUACGAGAACUACCGGGCGCAGUGCAUCCAAAGCAUGACCCGCAUGGUGGUGAAGGAGAGGAACCGCAACAAACUGACGCGGGAAAGCGGGACAGAUUUCCCCAUCCCAGCUAUCCCAGCAGUGCCGGACUCUGAGACGGAGAAACUCAUUCGGGAGAAGGACGAAGAGUUGCGGAGGAUGCAGGAGAUGCUGCAGAAGAUCCAGAGACAGAUGAAGGACUCCCACUAGCCACCACAUUCCCCUCCAGCUCCCGCCCCACUCAGACCAGAAAUGUUUACAUCAAACCCCAGCCAUCAAAGCCAGCUCUGCUCCUUGGUACCAACGAUGCACCUCGCACCUUAAGCUGAUGCAAUACGCCUUAUUAUGGACCCUCGCUGAGCUUUCCUCAGCGACCUACAGGAAAUAAAGGCUGACCCGCACCCGAGCUUCUGCAGCCACCCUCCCCUGGCUUGGACUCAGCCUGCUUCCUUGGCAAGGCGCCUGCAAACCCAGCCUGGCCCGCCUGCAGCUGCAGGCAGCCCUUCCCCACGGUCUGACUGAGUCAGGCCCAGCCACUGGGCUGCUUCCCUGGCGUUGAAUGUGUGCAGCCUCCCUCAUCCAGAGCCGCCUGUCUGUGUGCAGAGCCGCCUGUCUGUGUGCAGAGCCGCCUGUCUGUGUGCAGAGCCCCCUGUCUGUCUGCAGAGCCCCCGCUCUCUGCACCGUGCCGGGUUUCACACAUUUUCCCCUCAAGGCUCCUGCACAGCUGGGCCCCAGAGCAGGCCUGGGAUGUGGCUCAUUGGUGCAGCGCAGUGGCCGUGGCCGUGUGCCCAGAGCGCUCCCCAGCAGUGUGAGGAGCCAGUGAAGUCAGCGUUUCUGGAGCAAAACUUUCGGUCCCCAAGGCAGCUCAUAGAAUACCAGGGUUGGAAGGGGCCUCAGGAGGGAUCUAGUCCAACUCCCUGCUCAAAGGGGGACUAAUCCCUAGACAGAUUUUUGCCCCACAUCCCUAACUGGCCCCUCAAGGAUUGAGCUCACAACACUGGGUUUAGCAGGCCAAUGCUCAAACCACUGAGCUGUCCCUCUGCAGGGUGCUCUGCACUGCU